AUGCGACCACCAGGAACCCCCUAUCGUCCGCGCCGUCCCGGUGCUGUUACUCGUGAGCGCCCCAGAGCGACACCAGUUCCCGAGGACAACGCAAAUGAGUUUCGCAAGCCCAACCUACCAAGCCUUGAAGGCACCCCAAGUGCGCGCCGCCAGUAUACAUACGGAGCCGCCGAGGAACCGUCACCCGCCAGACCGGUCUUGCGCGGCGACAUCGUCGACCUCAGCGGCGCAGUCCAGGGCGCACUUCACAGGCACGAGCAGCGGCGUGUUGCGGACGAGCGCCGGCAGUCAAGUCCCAACCUGUUUCUAGAGGAAGCAGAACGUCAGGACGAUGACCAAGAAAGCAGGCAAAAGGCUGACCAGCUCUCAAUGCCUCCGCCCUCAUUCAAGCCAGCUCAAGAUCCGCCCUCAACACGAGUUGACUUUGUACCUCUGACAGAACCCGGGGAUGACAGUGACGCAGACGACAUUCGCAGUUUCGCAACGGAAAGCGAAUUCUUUGACGAUGCCUCAAUAGUCUCAGCCCCAGCUUCUACCACAGCUACCGAAGCUCGCCAAAAAUUCAGCGCCAUGUUGCAGAGGAAAACUGCCGAGCCUCAACUUCCUGGCUCGCCGGAGCUGCCUGCUCUAACGCCCGUAAGGCCCCGCCCAUCGUCAAUUCUUGAAAAUGAACGACCCAGCUCGCCAAGUACACAAGGGACCCCCGGGCUACGCAGCAAUCCUCGACGACCAAAGCAGUCAAAGCGCACAGCAAUUGCUUCUGGGUUUCAGCAACCCAAAGAUGCUACAUCUCCUGCUGAAAGCCGGCGCCCACCCCAGAUGAGUUUUGCCCCGAGGCUCAACGGCACAAAGUCUUUGCCCACAGACCGAAAAAUGAUACCCGUAGAGAGCACUGUGCGAGCGGGAAAGCGUCUAUCGGCACGUUUAGAGUCCACACAACGCACACCACUGCGUCAACGAAGUGGAAAUUCGGACCAUGGGAUUGGCGAGCUGGAAGACGAAACAGAAGCUCGCCCAAGUCUUUUCGCCCAGGCGAAAAGUUUUGCGGCCUCGGUUAGUCCAUUUUCGACUCGCUCAUAUUAUGCAGCGGAUCAUAGCGAAAUGGACGAUGCCAUGCAGAGAGAGAUAGAGUCCAACGAGAGUGAGUCGGUCGAAGGCGAGCAUGGGUGGACAUGGCUAAGGCCCUUGACAUCAUUGCCACACAUUCGCCGCCGCAUGCCUCAUGGUAGCGACGAUAUGCUGGACAACAUCAAUUGGUGGCAGCUACUCAAUCCUUACACCUACUUCAAGGCCUCAUGGUGGUUUGCACGUGAGGCAUAUUUGUCCACCUUGGGAUCUCUCCGCAACCCAUUCCCGCAAAGGCUGAUGGACAGACUGGUUUCUUCGCUGGGCCCAAUGCUUUACUUCACCGCUGCGGUUAUUGUGCUCAUCACAUUGGUCAGCGUGGGGCAUGCUGCCCUCUUCGGCAAAGCCAGUGGCGACCUUAGCAUGGAUCGCCUUCUGUCAAUGCCUGAAAUCCGCUGGCCAAACUUGGGAUCCAUGACUGGCAAGGCUCAUGAGUUUCUGCCUGCGUUCUCCUGGCCAACGUGGGGCCGGUCGUCUUUGUUGCCUGAUCUGACGCAACUAGACAAUGACGGCCUGGCUCGCUUGGACGAAUACUUGAAGCAGUACCAGCGCGAGUUUGAGCGCAUACAGCAAGCUAGUAAGCUACAUGAUAGCUCACUCAAGAAGUUGGAGGCAGUUGUGCCAAAACUGGUGCAUAUUCAGCUGGAGAAUGGCAAACCUGUGGUGGCCCAAGAGUUUUGGCAUGCUCUGAGGGAUCUCAUCCAUCGUGAUGGUGACUUUCUCACAUUUGAGCAGAAGGGAAACAAAUACGAGGUUGCAUCUGAAGCGCACUGGAAAGCUAUUGCUUCUCGCAUCAACAAAGAUCCUACUUUUACGAAGCAGAUCAAUAUUACCAUGGACUCUACAGUGAAGAGCAUGGAGCAACGUGUGAAGCAGGGUGCCGCAGGGUUUUGGGAAGCCUGGAUCAAGAACAAUGACGCCAAGAUUUCUGAUAUGCUUGGGUCAGCCCUGGACGAGAUACAGACUGCUGGGUCCCAGAGAGAGUUCGAUAAACGACUCCAGCGCAUCGUCAAAGAGCAUAUUGACGAGAGCAACAAAGACUCGUCAGUCAUCUCGCGCGAAGAAUUCCUGCGCCAUUUCAAAAAUGAGUUUGCCACACAUCGAGCAGAAGUCCGCUCAGAAGUCGCGGAGCUCCAGCCUCAGCUUGAGAACAUGGUCCGUCAAGCUGCCGAGCUCGUUGGAAAAGAGGCACCCGAGAGCAUGAGCAAGGCGGAGAUCGUUACCCUCGUCCACGGCAUGGUCAACAAGGCCGUGGCAGACAUGAACCUGGAAGCCAUGGCACGCGGUCAGAUUCACUCGCAUUGGGACAGCGUCUUACGCCACCAAAUUAAUUACUUUGGUGUCGGGGCUGGCGCGACGAUAGAUGCGCAACAUGUUUCGCCGACCUUUGAUCCACCGAAGGAUUCCUCGUAUGUGAAGCAGAAGGGUUUGAGAGGCGUACAGACGCCUAUUCCGCGCGUGGCCAUCGAGCCCUGGUCUGACGAAGGCGACUGCUGGUGCGCGGCGCGUUCGGAGAACCCCAGAGGCAACCCGCACGGCGUUAUUCUGCCUGUGCAGCUGGGCCACCGCAUCGUCCCGCAGCAUAUUGUGGUUGAGCACAUUGUCGCCGGCGCCACGACGGAUCCGGAUGCGCGACCGAAAGAGAUCGAAGUCUACGCCGACAUUGACGCCGACCUCCGAGAGCUCGUCAGGGACUUUUCGGCGAUACACUUUCCAGACAUUUACCCUCUCGACGAAGAGGGCCUAGGCUGGAAUGUCAGCCCCGUGAAGCUUCCGGAGCGUUUCGUCAAGAUUGGCCAAUUUGUCUAUGAAGAUAUCCAGCCGCAUGACGGCGUGCAGGUUCACAGACUGAGCGACGAGCUGCUGAACUUGGGUGUCGCCACGGACCAUGUUAUUGUCCGGGCCGUGAGCAACUACGGCUCCAAGACGCAUACCUGCUUCUACAGGGUGCGACUUUACGGGAAGCGCAUGGAUGAACACGACGACUUUCCGUAG
Cordyceps militaris CM01 is the source of this 3120-nucleotide messenger RNA. RefSeq names its product spindle pole body-associated protein sad1. The record is from RefSeq and is a predicted model, not a curated record. The transcript has 2 exons. NCBI's taxonomy places the organism in Eukaryota, Fungi, Ascomycota, Sordariomycetes, Hypocreales, Cordycipitaceae. Gene Ontology annotation, cellular component: meiotic nuclear membrane microtubule tethering complex; nuclear envelope. Gene Ontology annotation, molecular function: protein-membrane adaptor activity. Gene Ontology annotation, biological process: nuclear envelope organization. The coding region runs from base 1 to 3120 and encodes 1039 amino acids.